CAAAAAAGUAACAAACAGGCAGUUUCUGGGUGGGGGUAGGGUAGGCAAGAGGCAAAAAAAAAUACCAACCUAACACCCCGGAAAGUAGUUUCUAGUUAGCUGGGAACAAUCAUCGCUAGAAUUGUGUUUUCUAUUGCUUUAGCUAACGUUAGCUAGGAAAUUAAAUAUUAGGUAAUUACCGAAGUCCAAGAAAGUUAUCGUGGAGUAGCUAACGUUAGCUACAUUUUGUUAACAAUUCGAAAAGUCAGCAGAGAGAAGGAUGUUUCUGCUGAUGUAGAUACGAAGAAAGACGAGAGAGAUGGAAAUUGGGACGAUUCUUAAGGAGGGACAUGGCCCAGGAGACUAACCAAAGCCAAGCACCACUCCUCUGCACCACGGGCUGUGGUUUCUACAGCAACCCGCGAAACAAUGGCAUGUGCUCUGUGUGCUACAAGGACUUUCUCCAGAGACAAAACAACAAUGGACGUGUCAGUCCCCCAGCGGCAUCCUCGGCGGUGGCGGUUUGCAGCCUGGGAGAGUCUCUCCUGGCCCAGUGCUCAGAGAGCAGUACUGUAGAUGUGCCAUCAGCCACUGCCCACGCAGACAGUGGAACUACAAGCAGCGUUGUAUCCAGCCAGUCCCUCUCAACACCACCAAAUCAUUCUGAUGAGGAGAGCACAGCCACAUCUGAAGCAGGCCUGAAAACAGAAGACAUACAGGAGCGAGCUCCAUUUAGCACAGCUAUAGGUGGCAGACAGCAGUCAAGUUCAGCAGAUAGCUCAGGGCCUCGCUUCGAUGCACAGGCUAGUCAGCCAAUGAGAGACCAGGAUAGCAUGGACAGAAAUGCAGCCAAAAGGCCCUCCCCGGGGUACAGCUCUCACAAGCGGAAGCUAGAGGAGGCAGAUGAAGAGAAGGCAUCAGUAUCUGUAUCAGAGGACUCUGACCAGGCCUCAGUGGACGGACAGGACAGACCCACAGAAUCAGACAAACCCAAAGUUCUUAAGAAGAAUCGCUGCUUUGCCUGCCGCAAGAAAGUGGGUCUCACCGGCUUCGACUGCCGAUGUGGCAACGUGUUCUGUGGCGCCCACCGGUACUCAGACAUUCACAACUGCACCUUUGACUACAAGGCAGACGCCGCAGAGAAGAUCAGGAAAGCAAACCCUGUCGUUGUCGGGGAGAAGAUCCAAAAGAUUUAGAAACGGGAGGGUGUCGUGAUCUCCGCUGAAGCCGGCAGGUUUAGGUUAACCAUCAACCACCUUUUCAAUUUCUCUCCGUUUCAUCUUUGAUUCAAAGUUUUGUGAGCAAUGUUCCAUUGGUAAUGGGCCCUUCAAAUCAUGCAUGACACCUGCCAAACAAGGAGGAUUUGGAUGUUUCUUUUUACUUAACCUGUUUCUUUUGCAGUUUGACAUUAUUUUAUCCCUUGAAUAUUGUUGUGAAAUCUGAAAUAAGCUUAAGAUUUAAUCUUCCGACUUUGAUUAAUUACCAUACUAACAGGGCUUUAAUUACUUUGAGUUCGGGGCUACUGGAAGGGCUGUGCUUUUUCUGGUGCCUAUAAAAAUGCAUGUUAAAAAGCAUCAAAUAACUGUCCUUUAUUUUGUACUGUAUGUAGCCUCAUUUUAAUAACUUGUGUAUAAUGACACAAACACAACAAAACAGACUUGGUUUUACGUUAUCAGCAGAAGACACCAGGAUUAGGGCAUACAUUUGCGCCCUUGCUCUCUAACUUUUUUGUAUAAUUGAGUCAUUUAGUGUGUGUGCGUGUGGGUGCGCGCUGCUGUGUAAAUGAGUUUGAAUGUUUAAUGUGUAUCCUGAGUGAUUAUGAAUAGCCUGUGUGCACGUUGUUGCUGGUUGUGUUUAUAUGAUAUGAAGAUAGCUCAUUUAUGGGUGCACAGAAGUAUGACCUGAUUUAUUAUGCUGUAUUUAUGUUAGUUUAUUCACUGUCUCAACUUUGAUCUGAAUAAAGUUUUAACAAAUUUGAAA
Molecule: messenger RNA, 1959 nt
Organism: Esox lucius (northern pike)
Lineage: Eukaryota; Metazoa; Chordata; Actinopteri; Esociformes; Esocidae
Gene: zfand6
Product: zinc finger, AN1-type domain 6
Exons: 8
Coding region: 330-1175 (281 amino acids)
Biological process (GO): protein targeting to peroxisome
Molecular function (GO): zinc ion binding; polyubiquitin modification-dependent protein binding; DNA binding
Source: RefSeq, a predicted model, not a curated record